Acanthosepion pharaonis is the source of this 675-nucleotide messenger RNA. The record is from the annotation of a GenBank genome assembly. NCBI's taxonomy places the organism in Eukaryota, Metazoa, Mollusca, Cephalopoda, Sepiida, Sepiidae.
AUGGCGGAGGGAAGGCAGUGGAUCGGAAAGGGAUCGGGACGCACUAGGAGGAAUACAAGAAAGAAUUCUGGCCGUCUCCUCCGUCUCCUUCUCCCAUAUUCUAUUUCCUUUUUCUUUUCUUUUUUGAACACCAUCGCUUUCUUCCUUCUUUCAGUCUUUGUUUCCUUCCCACUCCCAUUUUCCUCACCUUCCAUUCUCCGCCGGUGUCCGCCCUUAACAUGUCGCGUGCGCCCUUGUUUUUUUUUUUUGCCUUUUUUCAUUAUGAUUCUGAAACUUCCUAUAUCCCCCACCAAACUAUUCUACAUUUUCUUUCUUUCUUUCUUUCUUUCUUUCUUUCUUUCUUUCUUUCUUUCUUUCAACUAUAAUUACACUUUCUAUCUAUCUAUCUAUCUAUCUAUCUAUCUAUCUAUCUCAUUAUGCUCUGGCUUUCCUUUUCUGUUCGACAUUCAUUUCCUUAUCUUUUUUUAUUCCUUUCAUCUAUCUAUCUAUCUAUCUAUCUAUCUAUCUAUCUAUGAUUACGUUUUCUUUCUUUUAAUAAGCUUUCGUAUGCGUAUAGCGCGUCAUUUUCUAUUUUUCUAUAAUUACGUUUUCUUUCUUUCUUUUAUCUAUCUAUCUAUCUAUCUAUCUAUCUAUCUAUCUAUCUAUCUAUCUUUUUACGCUUUCAUCUUUCUAUAA